Molecule: messenger RNA, 120 nt
Organism: Dentiscutata heterogama
Lineage: Eukaryota; Fungi; Glomeromycota; Glomeromycetes; Diversisporales; Gigasporaceae
Source: the annotation of a GenBank genome assembly
UAUUGUGAUGACAGAAAUUCAACACCAUUAUCAUUCAAGUGAUGACAGAAAUGUGACAUCAUCAUCAUAUGUUGUAGCAGAUUUUUGUCAUUGGCCUAUAUGUGAACUAUUGAAUACUGG